UCUGGCGGCGCUUGGCCGAACUACGUGGUCUGGUCUGCUAGUCUGCUGCACAGCUGAUUUUGCUUUUGCUGCGCUGUUUGGGUUAGGCCUCGUUACCGCAGGCCAAAAAAUUCAAGAAAUUAGGCAUUAAAUUUCGCUAACAUGAGUGUGCCUAUGGAAGUGAUUACGCACACCCGCAGGGUGUGCAGUCUGUACAAAAAAUUGUGCAGAAACACUCAGGCCUGGUACCACGAAAGGCCGCUCUACCGCUAUCAUGUCACAAUGCUCAGAGCCGAGUUCGACAAGCACAAAGAUGAAAAGGACAUGGCCAAGGCUAUGAAAUGGGUGGAAAAGGCUGAAGCAAAGUUGAAAGCUGAGCAGCACUAUGCUCCUGUUAUUUUCCCUUACUCUCCUGGCGGAGUGGCCUAUCUAAGAAAUGUGCAUAUUCCGGACGUUGCAGUCGACUUCUGGGAUCCAGUUGAGAAGGCAUUCUACCCAGAAUACUUUGCCACUCGUGAGCAAAGAAAGAAAGAGUACAUUGACUUGUGGCAGAAAAAAUAUGGCAAGGUUGACCCAAAGGAUUAUGAAGUCCAUCACUAAUGUCUAUGUCAGUUCAUUUAUGUGGAAUAGCCUCUUUUUGGAGGCCUCAGAAUCCAUUUGUAGAUGAUUUGUGUAUAAAAACGUUGCUGAGUCAGGCUUAUGAUGAUGAUUUCGAAAUUUAUUCACUUGCAGUUUUUAAGGGUUGUAAAUAAAUAUGAACUUAUAAAUGUU
Thrips palmi is the source of this 750-nucleotide messenger RNA. It is a transcript of the gene ND-B22, whose product is annotated as NADH dehydrogenase [ubiquinone] 1 beta subcomplex subunit 9. The record is from RefSeq and is a predicted model, not a curated record. The transcript is spliced from 3 exons. Gene Ontology annotation, biological process: mitochondrial electron transport, NADH to ubiquinone. Bases 142 to 579 code for a protein of 145 amino acids. Lineage: Eukaryota; Metazoa; Arthropoda; Insecta; Thysanoptera; Thripidae.